This is a messenger RNA of Varanus komodoensis (Komodo dragon), 975 nucleotides long. Its product is annotated as olfactory receptor 14C36-like. The record is from RefSeq and is a predicted model, not a curated record. Gene Ontology annotation, molecular function: G protein-coupled receptor activity; olfactory receptor activity. Gene Ontology annotation, biological process: G protein-coupled receptor signaling pathway. The transcript has a single exon. Lineage: Eukaryota; Metazoa; Chordata; Lepidosauria; Squamata; Varanidae. Gene Ontology annotation, cellular component: membrane. Bases 1 to 975 code for a protein of 324 amino acids.
AUGUUUCUUCAAAGGCAAAAACUGAUUAAUGCAUCCUCUCUGUCAGGGUUUCUUCUCCUGGAAUUUUCAGAUAUUCGGGACUGGCAGAUUCUGCACUUCAUUGGGUUCCUUUCUUACUACCUGGCUGCAAAUGCAGGGAAUCUUCUCAUCAUUUCUUCAAUUGCCUCUGACCACCAUUUACGCGGCCCCAUGUAUUUCUUUCUCAUGAAUCUGGCCAUACAGGAUGUGGGUCAAGUGUCCGUCAUCAUCCCCAAAGCCAUGGCCAAUUCCUUCAUGAACUGCAGACACAUUUCUUACUCUGGGUGUGUUGCUCAAGCCCUCUUUUACCUCUUCUUUGUAGUUUCUGACUUCUUUCUUCUCACUGUCAUGGCGUAUGAUCGGUAUGUUGCCAUUUGCUAUCCAUUACAAUAUCAGAGCUUGAUGAACAAACGAGCCUGCAUUCAAAUGGUUUCCGCUGUAUGGAUCAGCAGCUUUGUCUGUGGAGUACUGCACACUGGAGGCACCUUUGUAUCCCCCUUUUGCUCCAACAUUGUCAAUCAGUUUUUCUGUGAAAUCCCAGCCUUGCUGAAGCUUGCCUGCUCCCACCUGAACCUGUUUGAAAUAGGAGUCAUUUCUUGCUUUGCUAGCAUUGGGUUAGGCUGCUGUAUUUUCAUUUUUGUGACUUACGUGCACAUCUUCACUGCAGUGCUGAGGAUCCCGUCUGUGCAAGGGAGGCAAAAAGCCUUCUCUACUUGUCUUCCCCACCUCAUAGUUUUCUCUCUCUUUGUAUUCACUUCGUACUUUGCCUACCUCAAACCCACCUCUAAUUCUGCUUCACAGCUGGAUUUGGCAGUUAGUUUGAUAUAUUCCAUGUUCCUGCCAGUGAUGAAUCCCAUAAUCUACAGCAUGCGAAACAAAAAAAUAAAGCAUGCUUUAUCAAAGUUAUUGGGUUUGAGGUUUUCUUCUCGGAAUAUGAAUUCUCUUUUGCAAAGUUGA